Molecule: messenger RNA, 767 nt
Organism: Diorhabda sublineata
Lineage: Eukaryota; Metazoa; Arthropoda; Insecta; Coleoptera; Chrysomelidae
Product: acylphosphatase-1-like
Exons: 4
Coding region: 291-617 (108 amino acids)
Molecular function (GO): acylphosphatase activity
Source: RefSeq, a predicted model, not a curated record
UUGAUUCAAGAUACCUUAUAUUGGAUAAGUAGAAAAAACAAUCAUGGAGAGAGUAACAUAAAUAGCGCGAUUUUUAAAAAAUUGUGGGUUACCUCCUAUUAGAAAUAAGAUAUUUCUUCUAGUUAGUCAUGUGAUAUGUGCUGCAAAAUAAAAGAGAAGAAUUAGAUAUAACUUCUUACCAGAUGGAUGUAUGUCUGUUCAAAAGAGACCAUACUAAUUCAAAUGGAUAUCAUCACAUAUAGCUAUGGAAUGAUAAAAGUUGUUUAUUAUACUUCAUAUUUUUUUUUCAAAUGCAAAGUGCGAUGGAGCCCACGAGAAAAAUGUCUAGAAAAAGAUUAAUGUCCGUAGAUUUUGAAGUUUUUGGUAAAGUUCAAGGACCCUAUUUCAAAAAGUAUACGGCGCAAGUUGCUUAUUCUUUACAUUUAAAAGGCUGGUGUAUGAACAGCGAUCGUAAUACCCUUAAAGGGGUGGUUGAAGGACGUGUUUCCGAUGUAGAAUCAAUGAAAAACUGGUUGAAAAAAAAUGACAGACCACAAUCAAAAAUUGAUGCAGCAAUAUUUUCCGAAGAAAAGGAAGUAGAUUUUAUAUCAUACGAUGGAUUUAGAAUUCUAAUAUAAUUAAAGCUUCUCGUGGCAAGUGAGAAAUUUCCAGUUAAUUUAUUUUUCAAUUACAAAAUUCAAUAUUUUGUAGAUUAAUGUACUGUGUACAAAAACUGUUCAUUUGUUAUGUAUUUGUUACAAAGAAAUUAAUAAAUUUGGUUUGAACAA